CUACUAUACCCCCCUCUGCUAUCCCAUUUUUUCCCCGUUCUCAUUCUUCAACGCCGCAACACUCUCACAAGCGGAAAGCGUCUAAACCUCAGGCGUCGGAUCGCCUGAACCCUUCCCGGCGGCGCGGCGUAUCUACAGUAGACGACGCAGCGAGUCGUCUUCCAGUUACAUCCUUCACGGUAUUUCCUCCCAUCGAGAUUUAAGAAUGGCUUUCUUUAGUAAAGCUGGGAACAUACUCCGACAGACCAUCAGCAAGACUCAAAUCAGCCAUGAGAUAUCUGCAUCUACUCCUGCAGCUCUCCAGUUCUUGCGAUUUAUGUCUUCAAAAGUUUUUGUGGGAGGUCUCCCUUGGAGUAUAGAUGAUUCAAGUCUUGUAGAUACUUUCUCUAAGUAUGGAGAAGUUGUUGAAGCAAGAGUCAUAACAGACAGAGAAACAGGAAGAUCCAGGGGCUUUGGAUUUGUCACAUAUAGGACUGCGGAGGAUGCUAGUUCUGCAAUCCAGGCGUUGGAUGGAAAGAUGCUGGAGAACAGACAAAUAAAGGUAAACUUGGCAAAUGACAGGCCACGCACUUCUGGGGGCGGCGGUUAUGGUGGAGCAAUGAUGGAAACUUUGGAAACGAAAGUAGUGGGGGGAACUACAGUGGCAGUGUGGGUUAUGGCAAUGACAACUUUACUCGCGGCGGUGCCUCCUCGGACAGCCAGGGUGGUUUCUCGAGCGGUCAGUUUGGGGAAGAUGACCAGAAUGACGACUUUGCCAAAAGAGCAUAGGAAGGUGGUCAGUUGAAAAAUAACUUCAAUUCCUAGAUUUAUUGAAGAAGAUGACAUGACCUCUCUUUCACUCCCCUCUUCGUUUCUUAGUUCUGCCAUUAGUGUUUCAAGUCUUCAUCAUUUCGUUAUUGUUAUUUAUGACUACUAUGUUUGGUUGGCUCUUUGAAUUAUGUUUGAGGUUUUGAAAGCUCGAAUGUUUUUUGGUCCAAUUAUUUGGAGGCAUUAAGUUUGCAACCUAGUUAAACUCUAUAACAAUGCAUUUGAUAUGAUUUACCUCUUCUGCCAUUUGUAAAUUAAUCAACUCCGCUUUACCUU
Cuscuta campestris is the source of this 1083-nucleotide messenger RNA. The record is from the annotation of a GenBank genome assembly. Lineage: Eukaryota; Viridiplantae; Streptophyta; Magnoliopsida; Solanales; Convolvulaceae.